AACUCAGAAAGUUUCUUUCUGAGAGACGGUGUGAGGGUGUGAUACCCAAACCCUGCACCAAUCUCAAAGCAUGAAAAAAAACCGUUAAAAAAACAAAAAAAAACAGAGAAGAGUCCCGUUAGGAGUCUUCUCCCAUGGGACUUCCGAUCGUAGUCGAAGAACGACUCCGGGGAGGAGUCCAACUUUUUCCACCUCUUCCCCUCUAUUUAAAGGGACAAAGUCCCUUGUGAAACCUCACUGCCAACGACCAUUAUUCACUGGAAAGAAGCCAUCUUCCUCGUCCCCGAGUCCGCCGGAUUUCAGCCAAUAGUCGCCGGAAAAAUCAGCCACAUUCUUAUAAAAAACAAGCACCGAGCUCUUGGUUCUCAGGUCUGUCUCCAAGGAUCAAACCAUGUUUGCAGCUGUCCACCCCGCCCCUCAACCCUCAGAAACCUUGCCGGCUGCCAACGCCGUCCGCAUGAACCACCGUCGCUGUGCCCAAAUCUUCUGCACAACCUGCUCUCUUUUAAUCUUGGGUCUCAUCGCCUUCCUGGUGCUGCUUAUCAUCGACUGCGCCAUUUCGUCACAUCCGAAGGUCUCCAUCGAUCGCAUCGCCGCCGUGGGCCUCAACACAACGCCUGGCCUAACGUUAUCCCCCCAUUUCAACGUCACCGUCCGGGUUAAGAACCCGAGCAAAUUCUUCUUCAGAGACUGUUACAGCUAUGGCUAUGCCGCCAUCUCUUACUCCGGCGUCACCGUCGGCGAAGGACUCGUGCCCGUUUUCUGCCAGGGCCCGGAGAAGUCGACGGUGUUGGAGACGGUGCUGAGGGGUUCGGACAUCGUGCUUGCAGAUGGAGUGCGGGACCGACUGGCCGAGGAUCAACGGCGAGGAGAGGUGGCGAUGGAGGUGGUCAUGAAGUUGCCCAAGCCGUCUGAGGAUGACUUCAUAGAGGAGAGCGCUUGGUGCCAAGUGGUGGUAGGUCCAAACUUUGGGUCAACGCCGUGUUCAGUGAAGUAAUUAUCAAGAUAUAUUUCCUAUUUUUGAGUCUGAUGUCGCAGGAUUUCAGACGGCUUCGGUAGUGAUACUAUAUAUAUGGUGGUGACACGCAAUGGUAUGCCAUUGUUAACAUGCAGUUAAUUUUUGAUUUCAUAGGUAGAAGAGAACUUUUGAUGCAUGAUUUUGUGAACCAUUAUUAUUUCUAUCUCUUGAAGUUGUUGAUCUUUUUGAAG
Molecule: messenger RNA, 1209 nt
Organism: Elaeis guineensis (African oil palm)
Lineage: Eukaryota; Viridiplantae; Streptophyta; Magnoliopsida; Arecales; Arecaceae
Source: RefSeq, a predicted model, not a curated record